AUGUCUAGUGCACUUGAACUUGAAAAAAUAUUCUUUAUCGUGUUUUCAUUCAUUGUGAAUUCAAAUUGUGGACGAGUUUGUUUACGUUCAUUGACAACUGUAACUGGAACAUUGGCACCGUCGCAAUUUUGUUCUGGCGAUGUGAUUUUUGAGGAUAAUUUUAAUGAUCUUAAUCAAAAUAUUUGGUACUUAGAAAAUAGUAUGGGAAUUGGUGGUGGCAGUAAAGAAUUUCAAUGGUAUGUGAAUGAUCCAAUGAAUGCCUAUACAGAAGAAGGAAUUCUACAUAUUGAGCCGACAUUUACAGCUGAUUUGUACGGAGAAGAAUUUUUAUACUCUGGUCAUGUCUACAUUCCACCAAAUAAAUGUACACAAAACAUUUUCAAUGGAUGUAACAAGACUGGUGAUCAGGACAACAUAAUAAAUCCUAUUCGAAGUGUCAGAAUGAAUACGAUGAAAUCAUUUGCAUUCAAGUAUGGAACUGUUGAAAUACGUGCUAAGAUACCGACAGGUGACUGGCUUUUCCCAGCAUUAUGGCUAAAUCCUCGUUUCACAAAAUAUGGACCAUGGCCAAUGUCUGGGGAAAUUGAUCUUAUGGAGAGUCGAGGGAACCAACAAUUGUAUAGCGGAUCAGUAAAUGUUGGAACAGAACAAAUCUCAAGUACCCUUCAUUUUGGACCAGCAGCUGGAAUUGAUGCUUGGAAAACAGCACACUGCUCAAAAAACUUAGAAAUUAAUGGAUACAAUUUUGACUUUCAUAUUUAUAGACUAACAUGGACACCCGCUGGCUUUGAGUUUCAUGUUGAUAACACUUUAAUUGGUGUAAUUGACGUUGAGGAUGGAUUCUUUAAACGAGGACAGUUUGAUAGCAGUAAUUACUCUGAUCCUUGGGUUAAUGGAACCAAAAUGUCUCCAUUCGACGAGGAGUUUUAUGUGAUAAUAAAUUUAGCAGUUGGAGGUACAAGCUUCUUCAGUGAUUUCUUCCAAAAUUUGCCACUUCCGAAACCAUGGCUGAAUACUUCAAAACGACCUGCUGCAGAAUUUUGGGAAUCAAGAGAUCAAUGGUUGGAAACUUGGAAGCUAAACGAUACAGAUGAUUCACAUUUUCAAAUUGAUUAUGUAAGGAUUCGAGCUUUGUAG
This is a messenger RNA of Chironomus riparius, 1137 nucleotides long. Lineage: Eukaryota; Metazoa; Arthropoda; Insecta; Diptera; Chironomidae. The record is from the annotation of a GenBank genome assembly.